AUGCAAACUACAUCCUCAACAAUAAGUAGUGAUUCUGUAUCAACGGAAUCAGGAGACCUGCAUAGUACGACGACCAGUGGAUCUAUUACGACUGAACCUUCCAUCACAACCGUCGCUGUUAGAACACCUGAAUCAACAGUUACUGCAAAUACUAGUCGCUCUGUACAUGUAACAACUACAGAUAGUUUAUCUCCUAUCACAACGAGCGACGUUUCAACAAUAUCAACUUCUGUGAUAGCCAUCCGUCCUGUAAAAACUACAAAUACAAACGAGUUUUCUAGUACAACUGCUAACGCUUCCACAGCUGAUUCAAUAACACCAACCACUACAAGCACCAGACUUUCUAUCACAAGUACCAACACGUCAUUUCUCACAACAGCUUCCACCAGUCAAUCAACUGAACCAAUCGCAACAAAAAUGAGCACUUCUGUAGCGACUACAAACACAGUAUUUUCUUCCACAACAACUGAUACUUCCACAACUGAAUCAAUAGCACCACCAAGUACAAAGAGCAGCUCUUCUGGCUUGACUACAGACAUGUUAUUUCCUAUUUUAACAGCUGAACCUUCAACAGUUGCGCCAACACCACCAACUACUACAAAAGCCAGCACUUCUUCAACGACUAUAAACUCGUUAUUUCCUAAAUCAACAGGUGCCACUUCCAGAACUGAAUCUACAUUUCCAAUCACAACAAAAUCGAGCACGCCUGCAAUAAUUACAAACACGUUUUUUCCUGUACCAACAACUGAGACUACUGAAACCGAAUCAACACCACCACCAACUACAAAAUCCAGUACUUCUUCAAGGACUACAACCUCAUUAUUUCCUAAAUCAACAGGUGACACUUCCACAGUUGAAUCUACAAUUCCAACCCCUAGAAAUAUCAAUGAUGAUGUAACUUCUACAAGCACGACAAAUCAUAAAUCAACAACUAAUGAUUCAACAACAAUACCAAUAGUUACCAAUACCAGCACUUUAAAAACGGCUGACUCUUUAACCACGGAAUCAAUAGCGCCAGUGACCACAAAAAUCAAUAUUUCUGGAACAACUACUAACACGAUAUUUCGUACAACAACUAACUCUUCCAAAACUGAGUCAACAACACCGACAAGUACAAAAACGAGCACUUCUGCAACAUUUAGAAAUACAUUAUUUCCUAUUUCAACAGCUGAAGCUUCAACAGUUGAGUCAUCACCACCAACUACUACAAAAUCCAAUACUUCUUCAACGACUACAAGCUCGUUAUUUCCGAAAUCAACAGGUGACACUUCCACAGCUGAAUCUACAAUUCCAACCACUAGAAAGAUCAGUGAUGAUGUAACUUCUACAAGCACGAUAAAUAAUAAAUCAACAACUAAUGCUUCAACAACAAUACCAAUAGUUACCAAUACCAGCACUUUAAAAACGGCUGACUCUUUCACCACGGAAUCAAUCGCGCCAGUGACCACAAAAAUCAAUAUUUCUGGAACAACUACCAACACGAUAUUUCGUACAACAACUGAAUCUUCCAAAACUGAGUCAACAACACUGACAAGUACAAAAACGAGCACUUCUACAACGUUUAGAAGUACGUUCUUUCCUAUUUCAACAACAGAAGCUUCAAUAGCUGAGUCAGCUACUCAAACAACUACAAAAGCCAGCGCUUCUUCAACGAUUACAAACUCGUUAUUUCGUAAACCAGCAGGUGACGCUUCCACAACUGAAUCUACAAACCCAAACACUACAAUGAUCAACGAUGAUGUAGCGACUAGAAAUACGCUAUUUCCUGUACCAACAACUGAGGCUUCCAAAAGCGAGUCCACAACACCAGUCACAACAAAAUCGAGCACAUCUGCAAUGGUUACAUACACGCUAUUUCCUGUAUCAAGCGCUGAAGUCUCCACAACUGAAUCAAUAACAUCGACAACACCAACAACUUCAAAACCCAGCACUUCUGUGACAACCAAAUCCACAACAUUUCCUAUAACAACUCAUGCUUCCACAGUUGAGUCAACAAUACCAACAACUACAAAGAUAAGCAAUGCUAUAACGACUACAAACACGUUAUUUUCAAGAACAACAACUGGGGCGUUUAAAACUGAAUCAACAACACCAACUACUGCAAAGACCGACACUUCUGUAGCGACUACAGACAAUAUUUCAUAA
Messenger RNA from Ostrea edulis (European flat oyster), 2145 nucleotides. RefSeq names its product mucin-2-like. The transcript has a single exon. The record is from RefSeq and is a predicted model, not a curated record. NCBI's taxonomy places the organism in Eukaryota, Metazoa, Mollusca, Bivalvia, Ostreida, Ostreidae. Bases 1 to 2145 code for a protein of 714 amino acids.